AUGGCCCAGACAGAGGAGCCGUGGUUCAUCAAACUCCACGACGAAUGGAUUUCUUCCAAUGGCAGUGAAGAAGGGGUUGUUGAACAUGAUUUUGCUAUCAUUAUCAAGGACUUGCUUCUGGGUAAAAUCUGCCCGGUAGACGCUGCAAAGGUAAUUGACACCUACUACUGGGACAGAAAUCUCGACUCGGGCCCUCUCUUCAAAUACCAUCCUGAUGGAGUAGGAGGGGUCGAGGGAGCGCUCUAUGAAAUCAUCCUUGAUGCGGUUGAACUUCUCUCCUAUAAAGAUAACAGGCAAGAAGAUCUAGCGCAUCUCGUUUUAGAACUGCAUAGGAUUCCGCCAAAGCCUUUCAAGCGCUGGAAUGGCGAUCUAUUUGUGACGGAUACUCUCUUUACCGAGAGUCUCUCAAACCGUUGGCGUGAUGCUUACAUCUGGUUUCUACUAACAUAUCAAGGACACGAAAUAACCUCGGAAACUAUGAAGGAAACAUGGGUAUCCCUAUCAUCCUUUAUCGCACGGUGUAUCGAACUCCGCAUCGAAAGCCACGUCCCAGAUAGUGACAGGUAUCCUCUUAUUGAGAUCACCAAAGGUCUGGGGGAGAAUCUUUCCCCAGGGCUUGAGCGGGACACACGGGCUAUGGUCGCUGCCCAGUAUAUCUUGUUGACUCCCACCCUUGUCAAUGAUAAGCUGGCUAAGUUAUCAGGAGGGCGUGACAAACCAUCGGGCUCUGACAUUCUCAAGCUGUGGAUAGCUAAACUGAAAGAACUGGCAGAGAACGGGAGCCUAAACUCCGAGGUGAAGGCUGCUGUUGUCGAAGCUAGGCAGAAGCUCCUUUCUCUGCAUCCAGAGUUUUUCCAGGACUGA
Trichophyton verrucosum HKI 0517 is the source of this 864-nucleotide messenger RNA. RefSeq lists its product as uncharacterized. The record is from RefSeq and is a predicted model, not a curated record. The transcript has 3 exons. Bases 1 to 864 code for a protein of 287 amino acids. Lineage: Eukaryota; Fungi; Ascomycota; Eurotiomycetes; Onygenales; Arthrodermataceae.